AAUAACCGAUACAGCGUUUACCGAGACGCAGCAGACGCGACGAGAUUUUGCUGCUGGUUCGCUCGCUCGCUCGCUCUUCGGGAGGCGUGGGAGUGGUGGAGGCGCGGCCUCGAAGGGCUACGGCCAUUGAGCGGUUGCGGAGGCGGGCGGGGCGAGAUGACGAGGCGGUGCUCGCACUGCAGUAACAACGGGCACAACUCCCGCACGUGCCCGGCGCGCGGGGGCGGCGUGCGGCUCUUCGGGGUGCGCCUGACGGACGGGGUGGGGACGAUGAAGAAGAGCGCCAGCAUGGGGUGCCUCUCCUCGGCGGCCGCCCUAUCGACCGUCGGCGCGUCCCCAUCCGCAGAUCCGGCCGGUGACCACCCCGACGCCGCCGCCGCUGCGUCCGGGUAUGCCUCCGAUGACCCCGCCCACAGCUCCUGUUCUUCCGUUUCCCGCAAGAAAGGUGUUCCUUGGACCGAAGAAGAGCAUCGGAUGUUCUUGCUGGGUCUUCAGAAACUGGGAAAAGGUGAUUGGCGUGGAAUAGCUCGGAACUUUGUUGUGUCUAGGACUCCAACGCAGGUUGCAAGUCACGCCCAGAAGUAUUUCAUUCGACAGAGUAAUUCAUCGAGAAGGAAGAGGCGCUCUAGCUUAUUUGACAUGCCAAUUGACCAGAUCCCAAUCCAUGAAGAACAGUUCAUGGCCCAUGCUCCUCCUGAUGAACUCGAGAACCUAACUUUGCAACCCAAUGAGCAACAAGGGGCCGAGCUUUUGGAAACUUCAACGGCCAAAUAUGCUUCAGAACCAAGAGCUAGCAUCCCAUAUAUAAACUCAAUCACAAUGGUACCAACAUUCUACCCUGCUUUCAUACCAGUGCCUAUACCAAUUUGGCCUCCCAAUCUUGGUACCAUGAUAAAGGAGGAAGAGAUGAGUGGAACUCAUGAGAUCUUAAAGCCGGUUCCAGUAGUCCCAAAGGAGUCACUGAAUGUCGAGGAGGUUGUCGGCAUGUCUAAGCUGAGCAUCGGUGAUGGCCAUGACAGCUGCACGGACCCAUCUGCGCUCUCCCUCAAAUUGGUAGGAUCCUCUAUGUCGAGCCCAUCUGCGUUUCAUGUUAACUCUUCUGUUGUCCUGCCCGAUCUGAACCAGAGUAAUGGCAGCCCCAUCCAUGCAGUCUAAGGCUUAGAAGCUGGGAGGUUGCAUCCAAUCUUACUAUCAUACUAUUUCUCUGUUGUCAACUCUUCCCUUCUCUCUGCAUUGAGCUCUAGAUUACCCAUUCUUGUAACAAGCUAGUUGCAUAAUGUUCUAGUUUCUUGCAUCUUGUUAAUAGUUGAAAUAAAAUUCUUAUUACUGAAAGGCA
This is a messenger RNA of Musa acuminata AAA Group (dessert banana), 1336 nucleotides long. RefSeq names its product transcription factor MYBS3-like. Gene Ontology annotation, biological process: response to ethylene; response to gibberellin. The transcript is spliced from 3 exons. The record is from RefSeq and is a predicted model, not a curated record. The coding region runs from base 157 to 1155 and encodes 332 amino acids. NCBI's taxonomy places the organism in Eukaryota, Viridiplantae, Streptophyta, Magnoliopsida, Zingiberales, Musaceae. Gene Ontology annotation, molecular function: DNA binding.